AUGCUGCAGGUGGGGGUCAGCCUGCCCCACUCCCCCGUCCCCAUGGCCGAGCUGCCUGAGGGUGAUAACAUGGGCACAGAGCAAGAGAUGUUUGGCUCCUCUCCCGUCACUGUUGUGAUCACGUCCGAGGCUGACACUUGGGAUAUUGACGCCUCCUCUUGUCUGGGCUGUGGACAGUUCGUGGAUUGGGACAGGAUGCCAGACCCAGAGCAACAGGCACACAUCCCCCGAGACAUCCUCAGCAAGCCCCCGAAGGAGCUGAAGAAGCUGGCAAGAGAAGGCUACUGGGCAACGAGCCGCGCUCUGAGAGCUCAGGUCUACCACCAGCUCAUCCAGCAGGUCACCUGCCGGCUGGUCACCCCAGAUGCUCUUGUCUACAGGGAUGUGGCGAGUCGGCUCUUUGGGAAGCCAAGUGUGAGCUCCCACCCUUUGCCUGAGUUCCUGGAAGGAUGCUCCAUGCCCACGUACUGCCUCAACCUGGAAGGAGUCACCGCCUUGAAGAAGAUCCUCAUCUGUGUUGGCAACCUUUUCCCUGACAUAACCUACAGCCCGAUCCUCCCCUCUCUGGUGGCUCUGUUGCUGCACUAUAGCGAAGAUGAAGCCCAGUGCUUCGAGAACAUCUCUCGCCUCAUCGCCAGCAACGCUCCCCACACCAGCUACAUUGAUCAGUCUUUCCUGGCUCACCAGGCCUCCUGCAUGACUUUUGGGGAUCUGGCCAACAAGCACUGUCCGGCAGCUCACAAACUCAUAGCCAGCACCUCUGAGAACGUCUUUGAGGUCUACCGCGAAUGGUUAUCGUGGCUCUUUCACGACCUCCCCUUCAGUUAUGCCAUUCGCGUCUUUGAUGUCUACCUGCUGGAGGGGCAAAAGGUCCUUUACCGCAUCGCUCUGGCCUUGCUGAAGCAGUACAGGCUCUCAGUGACCUCCGCCGAGCUGGAGGGGACCGACAUCAAGGCAGACCUGCAGGCUUUCAUGCAGAACAUUGCUGAGCAUGUGACUGUUGACAAACUCCUAGAGAGAGCCUUUGGCAUCCGGCUGUUCUCCCGCAAGGAAAUCUGGCUUCUCCAGAUGGCCAACAGGAAGGCGUUAAUGGAGAGGGGCAUAACCAUGGUGCAGAGCAGGCAGUCCUUCCACCUGGCUGUGGACAUGCAGAACUUCAGCUCCAGCAUUGUAACGGCUCAGGAGAUGCGCAUCAUCUGGUCCUGGAUCCCCGAGCGCUUCUCCCUCUUCCCUCCACUGCUGCUCUUCUCCACCUCAGAAGAUGGGUGCAGCCUGCAAAGGUUUUACACGUGCUGUGAAGGCUACGAACCAACGGUGCUGCUCAUAAAAACCACAGAAGGAGAGGUCUGUGGGGCAUUUCUCUCCUCCGACUGGAGCGAAAGGAAAAAGAGUGGGGCCACAUUGGGCUUUUUUGGGACCGGGGAGUGCUUUGUCUUUACUGUGCGCCCUGAGACAGAGAGGUAUGAGUGGGUGUUCAUCAAGAAGCCCGAGCUGGCCAAAGCUGUGCCGCGCUCACGUCAGCGGUCACCUUCCCCUUCUCCUGCAUCCCCCCUCAGCUCCUCCCCGGACAGCCGCAACACCAGCUCAAACCGUCUCACCGUGCCCACGCCGCAGAGGAAAAGCCGUCUCUCCCCGUUUCUGGCCAUCAGGCAUUUCCUCUUGCCUUCCAAAACAGCCUCCAUGUUCAUGUCUGGGUCUCGCGAAGGGAUCAUUAUUGGUGGAGGGGGAGGCCAAGCUCUGUCCCUCGACGCCGACCUGCUCUGGGGACACACGGAGCACUGUGACACUUUCGACAACCCUCCGCUUUGCCAGGAGAACUUCAAGGUGCAGCUCUUGGAAGUGUGGGGCUUUCAAAACACCUAG
This is a messenger RNA of Apaloderma vittatum (bar-tailed trogon), 1863 nucleotides long. Its product is annotated as TBC1 domain family member 24-like. Lineage: Eukaryota; Metazoa; Chordata; Aves; Trogoniformes; Trogonidae. Bases 1 to 1863 code for a protein of 620 amino acids. The transcript has 7 exons. The record is from RefSeq and is a predicted model, not a curated record.